AUGACUUUAUUUCAUUUCGGAAAUUGUGUGGCUUUAGCGUACUUUCCUUAUUUUAUUGUCUACAAGUGUUCUGGACUGUAAGUUGGUGGAGUUUUGUGUAUGAUUUGGCGUGUUCAACGAUUCGAAAAUUUUAUCUCUCACUGACUUAUCGCGAUUUUUGAGAUCAUUAGAACGAUCAGUUUUUAUCUUGUACUUUUUCUUAUUGUAGGUCAGAGUACAGUGCAUUUUGGAGAUGUGUGAAGGCAGGGGCUGCGUAUCUCGUAACACAACUUUGUAAGGUAAAAACCGAUUCUUCUAGAGUUGAAUGAUUCAACCUUGCUUUUAAAAUUUAAUUAGUACAUGUGAGUAGCAGUCAAAAUAUGGCACACCUUUAUUUAGCUUACCAGUGGCUAUAAAUCGGUAAUCUUCAUUUGUACAUAAAAUUUUGUUGUAACAAGGAAAUAUUUUAUGCACUGAGAGCGCCAUCACCUAUCGAUCAUGAUGACGAGACUUAAGUCACGCGACUUAUAAUUAGUUUUGCCAGUUUGCGUGUAUGUGCUUAUACAGGACAAUUGAAAAUCGAGACAUCUUAUCGAAAGAAAAUUCUUCAAAUGAAUUUGAGAUUCGGCAUUAUCUAUUGAUUUGAUGUUGUAUGACCUAAAAUCAGUUCUUACCCCCUCACUCCCAAGAUCUCAUUAGUAAUUAUCCUUGCUGUCUACCAUUAAAGUCUCAUAAUGUUGGUUUAGAGAAUUUGGUAUUGGGUCAACUAAUAAUCCUCUGAGUGGUUUUUUUUUUCAUUCUCAUCAGUUGUAUGCUUGAUAUUGUAAGGAGAAGUUCUGUCUUGGUCACUCCUGGGAGUUAAAGAUUCACCUAUAAUUUUGUUUUGUCUUUAAUAUUCUUAAAAUAAAAAAUUUCAGUUUUAAAUUUAAGCUGUCUGAUUGAGGAAAUUCAGAGUGACUUUAUGAACUUGCCAGAUUUGUGCACAUUUAUUCACUUAGCAUCCACAAAAUGUAAAAUGUUGUCUGUCAUGCCCAGGUGGAUUCAGCACAGUUUGAGGUGUAUUUGGGUUUCAAAAUUUGUCAAUCUAACAGUGUUUUUUGAGAGAUUUUGGCAUGAAGUAGAGUGUCUCUGUGAAUGAGUUGACACUGUAGUUGUAGUGUUAGUUUUUUAACCUUAAUUGGUCUUUAUACCAAAAAGCUACAUGCUUUCAAGUUGUGAAAACAUAUUCUAGUCUGUGUCCAGUUUUUUGUGAUAAAGUAUAAUGUGGGAGUUUGACAAGCUAGAAAAGUUUUAAGAAAGAAGAGGAAUAAAAAAGGUUUAAAAUACCUGUUGAUAGAACAGAGACAGGAUAAAAGUGACAAAAUCAAUAAAAGUGACAAAAUCAAUCAAUAAACAAUUAAGGGAACAAGAAUGGAACAGUCUGCAGUCUACAUGUAUGAGUAAAUCUGGCUUUUUCUGUCAUAAUUAUUUCCUGACUGUCUAUUUUUUUUUACAGAUGUUGGUAUUAGCAACUUUCUUUCCCACAUCAGAUGUUUCUGCAGGUCAUAUCGACUUUAUAGGGGUAGGUCAGCAUUAAUGCUAUAGUACUGUAUAGGAAACAUAGAGGAUCAGAUGUUUCUGCAGGUCAUAUCGACUUUAUAGGGGUAGGUCAGCAUUAAUGCUAUAGUACUGUAUAGGAAACAUAGAGGAUCAGAUGUUUCUGCAGGUCAUAUCGACCUUAUAGGGGUAGGUCAGCAUUAAUGCUAUAGUACUGUAUAGGAAAUGUUAUAGAGGAUUUGCUCAAAUGUAUCAGAAGCAUAAGUUGCAAAACAUAAAGAACUACACUUUUGUAACUUUCUAUUUUCCUGUUACUACAGGUGUAAUUUUGACCAUAUCAUUUUACAUAGCUUAACUAUUCUUUGCACACAAGAAAUAUUUAUACUGAGUGUCAUUUAACUUAACCUAAAGUGAUCACAUCAAUUGAUUAAACAGAAGAAAUGCUAUAGCUAUAUAUAUUUGUUAUGGGUUGAAUGGAGAGAUUUCCAGUUACUAGAGUUUAACUUUUUUAUUCUAUUUCCUCUUUCAGGAAUUUCUUAGAUCCACAGUAGACUUUGCAGAUCUUGUUGGCCUUCAUUUAGUUAUGACUAAAAUUGCUGGCAAAGGUGAAUUGAAGGUUUUAGUGGCUGGUGUUGGUAAGUUGUAGAAUCUUCUUAAAUUUUUAUAAGGCAAUGUGGAGUACAUUCAGCACAUAUCAGCUUUUAUUUGGAGAAUUAACGAUCUUUGAGAUUCAUGUACAAGAUAUUUCUGUUGCUAUUACAGUACAUGUAUGCAUUUCAAUAUAAAGAAUUUAAAAUUUGUGGUAUUGACCAUGUGCUAUGUUAUGUUGUGGGUUUUAUGAACUUGGCAGAAAACAAAGAACAGCAAAAGUAAGUUCUUUUGAAUGAUCAAGCUUGUUUGAUUCAUGAUCACAUUAAAGAAUGGCAAAAACCAGGUUGAGGCAAGAUUUAUUUUAAAGAACAAAGCAGUAGUUAAGACAUUGUAGGCUCAUGUUACCUGCUGAGAAAGCCAAUGGGAACACAACAUUUCCUUGGUUUUGUUUGCCUGCAGGGUCAGGAAAAGAAUUAUUAAAGUUGUUCAUUGAAGAGUGUCUUGGUAUUAUGACAUGUACAUCCAUGUAGCACUGGUUUUGGAGGUUACAUGCAUGUGCUUGUAGUAUUGUGGUAUGGAUCCACAGUCAAACAACAUGAUUUGGGUCUUUUUUUACUUUGAUUUAUGUAUUUAUUAUUGUUGUUGUGAUUGUUUUUUUAGGUUGGGCUACAGCUGAGCUUGUGAUGACUCGUCUCCUUCCCUUGUGGGUUGGCGCAAGAGGGGUUGAAUUUGACUGGAAAUACAUACAAAUGAGUUUUGAUGCUAACGUCAGCUUGGUAAGGGUUGAUUAACUACACACAUACAGACAUGUCGGACUUGGUCAGACUUUGUAAGAGAAAAAACUAACCAUUAAAUACAAUAUAGAACAGAUAGAUUAAAAUUUGUCUUCAGUCUGUCAAGGAACUGUUCUUUCAGGUUUAUGAGUUAUGUUAAAUCCUAAUUAUUCCUGUCUUCCAUAACAAUAUUUUAAUUUCUUACUCAGAACCACGCUGCAUUAUUCUGUUUUUUGUAGUGUUACCAGUCAGUUUACUUUUUUUUUUUUCUUUUUUUGCAUUUAAUUUUGCUAUGUAUUUUUAAUUUAUUGUAUGUAUGCUGUAACUUUUUCCUCAAUGUCAAUGUGUAUUUAGCUGUAGUAGUCUUGUAUGUAAUGGGUUGUAUUAUGAAACAAAGCUGUAAGUUAAAAAAAAUAGAACACACAAACAUCUGAAGCUACAAUUAGCCCUUUAACUCCCAUGAGUGACCAAGACAGAAUUUCUCCUCACAAUAUCAAUACAAUAUCAACUAGAUAAGUGAUGAGAAUAAAGAAAAAUAUCAAUUUGGGGAUAAUAAGUUGAUCCAAUACUAAAUUCUCUGAACUAACAUUGCAAUAAUUGUGUGGUUGAUGGUGAGGAGAAUGACAAAUUUGAUCUGGGAGUUAAAGGGUUAAGAUUUAUAUUUACUUGAAAUUUUAACCACAGUCAUAUUGUAUUCAAACACAAGGUACUUAUUAUCUCUUGAGUCUCUGCAUGUGUGCACAUUCAUGGCAGCAAUUAACUAAUGUAUGUACUUUUUCAUCAUUUCAGAUUCAGCAUAUAUCUACAGCAGCUCUUGUGUGGUUAUGGAGCAGGACAGAUUUGCAGAAAUCCUUCCUGCCAAUAGUUAUGGUUUUUAUGUCUCUAACAUGCUAUAGGCCUCUUCUUAUUGAGUAAGCAUCUGUUUGUAUUAGUGUGUGUUUGUCAUAACAUAUGCUCACUUUCAUAAUUUUUUUUUCUUAAUCACAAUCAUUUAUCUAUGAUUAUUGCACUUCACAAUGUGUCUUCUCUGCUUUAGUACAGCCUUGAGCUUUCCUUCUUUCAUAUUUUACCUAAUGCAUUUAUUUUGUUUAUUUGCUGGAAUUUAUUUAUUCAUAAUUUGAGUUGUUAAUUAUUAGUUAUUGAGCUUUGUCUUUCUGAAACUUCAAAAGUACACUGUACAACUUAAGGUGACUUGACAUGUAUAUGCAUACAUUGUGGCCUGUUUUUAAAACAACACUUGUUCAGUGUACCUGAAAAAAUAAACUGCAUUUUGUUCAUCUUAUUGUAAGCCUUUGAGCCCCUUAAUAGUGGCUAGCAUCUAAUUUUUCCUUAUAAUAUCUUCCCUGAGUCACACAUUAAGGUCACAAGAAUAAAGGAAAUGUUCACCAACUAAACAAGCUCUUGAUUGUUGAACAAAUUCUCCUUGUCAGCAAUUAGGAAAUGUAUCAAGAACAGAAUAGAGAAUAUGCAUACUGCUUUUUAGGUCUAAAGUGUUAAUUUAAGGAGAAUUAUCCAUUUGUUUUGUUUUUUUCUCAGUGUUUUGAGCCAUGUAAUGGGAAUCCAAUCCUGGAGCUUGCUGCUAUUAAAAACAACUUUCACCUCCUGCAUUGGACUUGUUGCACUUCAACUGUACCUGACACUAACUGCUGGGAAACAGAUCAGGACUUAAAGAGCUUCUAUGUACAGUCAAUCUUUAAAUAAGUGCCGAUCCUAUCAACCAUGUCAUAUAAUAUAUUCUACAAAAAUAACCAAACAGUGAAAUGGUCUCAAACUUUUGUUUCACUGACACAAUUGUGUUCUUUGAUGAAUCCUAUCAAGGCCUUAGAUUUGUCACACAUAAUCAGUAAGGGAGCAAUCCAAAUUAUUUCCAGAUGUGAGGCACUAUUUCAUCAUUCUCCAUGGACUGAAUUCAGUUACAUCUUAACAUGUCUUUCAUCUAGAUUUGAAUCUGUCCAUUAUUUUUAAGGCCACAAAUGAGUUAGAAACAAGUGACAAAAGGUGGCCAAAAAGAUCAUUCAGCCUUUUGAUCCUGUAUUUCAGUUCUCUUUUAAAUUAAGGUACCCAUGUUGCUUAAUCAAAGAGUUGUAGAUACUUACUUGUAUUUAUUGAAACAUUUCAAAUGCAUAAGUCAGCAUAACACCAAAUGCAUUUAAUAUCAGGAGUUAUCACAACUGUGAAUUCAGCUUCUUUAAUUAGGCCAGUUACAGGUGUAAUAUUCUAGUGUUCUUAAGAUACUUAUUUUCUUGUUUCUCAUGUGGAAACUGGACAUUUUGUUUUUGUUUGUCAGUUUUUUUUAGUACUUUCAUGACUAUCCAACUGGUUUGUGAAUACAUUUUUGGUGCAUUAAAUUAAUCAUGACAACUUGAAUGUUAAGUAAAUUUUAUCCUCCUCAGAACUCUCUAGACUUCUUCAUUGAGUUAAAUAAAUGUGAAACAAGGAAACAUUUUUACCCCUUUCACCUUCUUUCUUUCCUAGUCUUUCAAUUCUUGAAUUUUUGUCUCCUUGGGUUGUAAACUGAAGAAAGAUACUGUAAACGUUACAAAAUCUUUUCACUGUUAGGUAUUGUGGCACAUUUUGUGGGCUCAAAGGGAGAAAAUUUGGUAGGCUUAACUUGGCAUUUGCUAUGGUAAAUUAUUAUUGUGCCUCUUACAGUCAAGAGAGGGUUAAUUCUUGCAUACAUGCAAGUUAGACAUAAAGUUUAGUGGUCCAUCAGUUUAGUGCAACUGUCAAUCGGCAUUAACCCUUUAAACCCUAAGAAUAACCAGCAUCAAGUUUCUCCUUACAAUAAUACUGCUGAAUCAUUCAUUGAAGAUCAUGUGAAUAAGGGAAAUGAUCACCAACUAAAGAAGCUCUCGAUUGUUUAAC
Messenger RNA from Pocillopora meandrina, 5744 nucleotides. Lineage: Eukaryota; Metazoa; Cnidaria; Anthozoa; Scleractinia; Pocilloporidae. The record is from the annotation of a GenBank genome assembly.